Molecule: messenger RNA, 579 nt
Organism: Penicillium riverlandense
Lineage: Eukaryota; Fungi; Ascomycota; Eurotiomycetes; Eurotiales; Aspergillaceae
Exons: 5
Coding region: 1-579 (192 amino acids)
Molecular function (GO): oxidoreductase activity, acting on the CH-OH group of donors, NAD or NADP as acceptor
Source: RefSeq, a predicted model, not a curated record
AUGGCGAUUCAUUCGGAGACAUGGGUGGUACACUUUGCCAGCAAGGUUCAAGCAGCCAGCAAAAAUGGGAUGAGUCCGGAGAACAUUAUUCUGAAUGCUGGUGUGCUCAAAUAUCCAAACCGAGCAACAGAAAUAUCAUAUGCGGAUUUUGCUCUUCACUUGCAUACCAACACAAUCGGGCCCGUGAUCUGUGCUCGAAAGUUGAUUGAUCUAGACCUCGAAAGCCCACCCACCAAGGUUGUGUUUAUUUCGUCCGAUUCUGGGUCUGCUACGCUUUUUCGAAGCUAUGAAGAUGGCUUUGCAGCAUACGCGGCAAGCAAAGCGGCCCUCAAUCAGAUGAUCAGACAUAUGGCGGCCGAGCUGGCGCGAUGUGAGGGAAAGCGGAAUAAGAUAUGCAUUCUUGCUAUGCAUCCUGGUGAAGUCCAGACUGACAUGGCCAAUAUCGAACUCGAUUGGGAGGUAGAAGGGAUGAUUCAGGCCGACGAAAGUGUGGAGGACAUGCUAAAGGUCAUUAGGGAGAAAAACGAGAAUGAUAGUGGCACAUUCUGGUGCUGGAAUGGCAAGACCCACCCGUGGUGA